AUGAGACACGGGAUGAUUGCAGUCACGCGGCGGUAUCUCCGCGACGAGCUAGGCGAUACGGAGCCCAUGCGGAUUGCUGCAUCAGAGCUUCUGGCAGGACACUCGGUGCAAACAGGGAUGCAAGUGUACGGCGUGGACAAGUUCACGUUUGAGGGAGUGGACCACUCAACGGCAUAUUCCAUGCAGGAGGAGAUCUCCAAGCGGUGGAUACGGUGGUUGGGGCUUGAGAGCGAUCCGGAGGUGGUGUUGGCAGAUGCUCAGAAGCGGAGGUUCAAUGGAGCGUAUGUCCACGACGAGCGCAGCGCAGAGGACCUGGUCAUGGCCGGCAAAGAGCUGUACGGUAGCGACUUUGUCUUUAAGAGCAUUGAGCAGAGUAUGGCGUGUGUGGAUGUCUACCUGGGUGGGCCCAAGGUUGUCGCAGUCCAGGCCCCGACCGGGUUUGGCAAGACCCUGUUGUUUCAGCUUUCACUCAUCUGCCACGCACGGCGGAAUCAUGGCAUGGUGUCCUUUGUAUUUGUGCCGUACACAGCACUUCGAGCGAGUGGUUCUCGUCACCGCGACGGGGGCUCAAAACACGGCUCCAAAAGCACUGCGCACGCUGGGGUUCAGGGGCAGUGUGCACCUUGAGCACACCUGGAGCGGAGAGGGUGAGGAUUGCCGACUCAAGAACGUGCCCAUCCAGUUGCGGAACUACGUUCGCCGGCCCGCAGUGACCCACGUCUACAAGCACGCGAUGCGGCUGGAGGGAGAUGGAGUGUCUCAAGCAGCGACGUUGCUGGAGCGCCUGUUUGCGCACGAGCCCAAAGCCAAGGCCGUCCUGGUGCUGGGCAGAAAACACCAAGUGGAGCAGGCUUUCAAGGAGCUCGAGCAGAGGUUCAAUGGAGCGUAUGUCCACGGGGGACUUGACACACAAGAGAAGGUGCGGCGUGUGCACCAGUUUUUGCACGACGAGAGGCAGCAUGUGCUGAUAGGCACGAAGCUGGUGGCGGAGGGUCUCGACGUGGCAUCGCUGCGGAUGGUGCUGCUGAUCGACUAUGAGCCCAGGGUUUCCGAGUACAUCCAGUGCGUGGGACGGGUGCGGGAGCACGGCAUUGCGAUAGCGCUGUGGAACAGCGACUCGUUCUGGAAGGACAAGAGAGACAGUGCAAUGUACAUGGACUAUACGAAGUGUCCUACGCGGCAGAUCUGCGAGUACUAUGAGCUGCGCAAGGAGGGGAGGGGGAAGAGGGCCAUGCGGGAUGCUGUGGGAGCUUUGAUAGUGUGA
Messenger RNA from Lachancea dasiensis, 1264 nucleotides. NCBI's taxonomy places the organism in Eukaryota, Fungi, Ascomycota, Saccharomycetes, Saccharomycetales, Saccharomycetaceae. The record is from the annotation of a GenBank genome assembly.